This is a messenger RNA of Cydia strobilella, 3370 nucleotides long. Its product is annotated as ribitol 5-phosphate transferase FKRP. The transcript is spliced from 6 exons. Gene Ontology annotation, biological process: protein O-linked glycosylation via mannose. Gene Ontology annotation, cellular component: Golgi apparatus. NCBI's taxonomy places the organism in Eukaryota, Metazoa, Arthropoda, Insecta, Lepidoptera, Tortricidae. The record is from RefSeq and is a predicted model, not a curated record. The coding region runs from base 107 to 1597 and encodes 496 amino acids.
AUAUAGGUAUAUUAGGUAUCCUGAUCCUGUUCCUGUAUUUAUUUUUCCAAAAAUUAGAAAUUCAAUUGCUGACAAAAUGUCGUGAAUGAAAUGUUCAAGCGCAUGAAUGAAAAUAAUGCUCUUACGCGUUUUGCGAUGUCGCAUUAUAUUAAUAACUAUAUUUAUUGCUACUGGACUAUGUGUUUACUUGUUUCCGCAGUUUAAAUUGUAUCCGAUUGCUCCUGUGACUGUAGCUCCUAGCCCUUCACAUCCCAAAACGUCCCGCCAUAUAUCAAAAUUGCUGACUGUCGUGUUCCGUCAAUUUGAAGACUUCGAAAAUGACAUCGCGGACAGCGUGCAGUCGUUCGUAUCGGCGUUCCCUAACGUGCCAGUGGUUGUGGUCUGCGAGACGGCUCCGUACCCACCUUUCCCAUUCUCCGCUAGCAACGAGACCCUUCGGAACGUGAAGGUGGUAACAUUAGAACUGCGGCUCAACGCAGCGCCAAAGGAAUUGGAUCCUUUGACAUAUAUUCACACUGAUUAUGUGCUGUUUGUACCUGACUCGACGCGCGUCUCGCGGCGAGUGCUGCAGCAAGCGGCCAUCGCCGCCACGGCACCCUCAGCCGCUGCUGUAGCUGUAGGAGGCGCAAACGCGCGUCUUAUUUGCCAACAUAUCAAGUGGAAUUAUGCAGAUUGGACUCUUCAGUACAAUAAGGAUGCGUCUGGGAAGAUCUGUGAUGCAGUUCACGGGCAGCAUGCCUUGUUAAUUAAAACAGCACAUUUGCACUCCUUCCCACAGCCUUUUGUGUUGCCAUUCCCCGAGUCACUCUAUUUACAAAUGUCAGCAAAAGAUCUGAAGGUACAAAUUCUUGAAGGAAAGCUAGGAGGCGGCAGAGGAGUAUUAAAAAGUCCCUCUGCAAGACAGAAGUCCAUACGCCAUAUGAGGGAUGCAAGAGUUGCUCUUUACAAGAUGUUAGGAGUUAAAGCUAUGAUUAGGGAAGAUGGGAGGGUGCAGUGGUUUGGAUGUAAAAGGGAAACACAACGUUGCUUCCCAUCAGUGCAAGGAACACCUUCAUACAUCUUGUCCCACCGCAACACGCCGCCAUGUUGCCGACGCAACAUGCGGCGGAGCGCCACGCACGUGCUGCGAGCGUUAGCUCAGGCCGGCGCGCGCUGCUGGCUAGAGACCACGUCGCUGCUGGGCGCCGUCGUGCGUGGGGACCUCCUACCUUGGGCAGAGCAUGUGGAGAUCGGCAUCCACGCGUCCGACGUGCCGCGCGUGCCGUGGCUGCAACGGGGCGGCGCAGACCCCGAAGGCUAUGUAUGGGAACGCGCAACUAAAGGGCACUACUAUAGAGUGGCCUACUCCGCUACCAACAACGUAUACGUGCUAGUACUCCCAUUCGCAGCCAAGAACGGGACCAUGUGGCCUGCGGACUGGGUGCUGGCGCAUCAGAAGCCGUUCCCGGAGAGGCACUUGCAUCCACUUGCUCAGAUACAAUUUGCUGGACGCCAGGCGCCGGCGCCAAACGACGCAAGCGCUUUCUUAGACCUCAAGCUCGGCGCCGCGGCCGUCGAGAGGUGCAACCGGAUUGGACCCAAGCUGUUAUAUCCAUAAGGGUCAUUUAAGAUUGAGAUCACACACAAAUCAGAACUUGCUACAAACAAAAUUUAAUCUGAAGAAUUUAGGAACAAGAAGUGUCAAGGACUGAUAUUGAAUUUACGACAAAAUACUAAUAUGGAAGGUCUAUUUGUGUGGCACGUUACAACAAAAUAGACAAGGCACAUCACGCGUGUAGUUAAAGUAGUUUUUAAAAUAUUAUGAAAUCGCCAUUCCUUAUGUACGAGUAUGAUCUCAUUGUCUAGUCAUGAAUCAUGAUUUCAUCGCGACCAAAGAAAUUAGUAAGUAAGUUUUAACAGUAUUUUUGAAUCUACUAGAUAAUUGUAAUGCUCGCCUUGAAUGAAAUGUGUUUAGAUUUUGACUAGUACCUAUACAUUUUGAUCUCAAAGGCAUUUCAUAUAUUGUAAGAAAAAUAUGAAGAUGUUUGUCGAUCAGGUUGUCAUGUUACAAACCAAUAAGUAAUUAAUGGGGCAUUCCCGAACUUCUGAUAAAGCUAAGAAGCCGGUAUUCCUCAUGAUAACGUUUGAUAACUUAGCUUUUAAUUCAACGAUAUAUAAUACAGAUUUCUGCAGGUUAUUAAGGUAGCUGCCAUACGCGUCACGUCCCAGAUAAAGCAAACCUUUUUGUGAAAUGCCCCAAAUACCUACCUACCUGUCUCAGCACAAAUUCCAUGCAUGUAUACGAGGUUUAUAAAUAAUAAUGAAAAUUAUGUUAUGUGUACUAGAGAGAUUUUAUUGUAACCGAUAUUGAGGUACAUACAUUUAAAAAAAAAAACAUCACUUUCUUACUUUGAAUAUACUGUACUAUAUAACAUAUUCUAUGUUCACGAGCACUUUCGAUCCUCAGAGGGACAAAAACUAUUCCAACUCAUUCAUAAAUUGUUCAUAAAUUCUGGAAGAUAUCGCUUUAAGCGAUAAGACCGCCUAUUGCUUACCACUGGUCGAGUAAUACAGCAGUAUUAUCUGUAUAAUUUUCUUGAAUUGCGGUGUGCAAGAAAAAGUAUUUAUAUUAUAUUGUAGGUUAUUGUAUUGAUACUAGAUUCUGUUAUUGUCAUAGAAGGUUAUACGGCAAAGGUUUUAUGAUAAGAAUUCGAUGUAAAAGAACCAAGCUCACUUGUGGCAGUUGUGGCAAAGAGGAGCCCGGAUAAUAAUUCGAAUUUCAAAAAUCUAAAAAGUAGUGGAGGAUUUUUUCGUCCCAUUCCCCUUAACCCUACGAAUGCCUUGUCCCGUACACGUCACAGCCAAUUUGAACUUUAAUAUACAAUCUCAAGGUUAUUAAUUCAGUAGCAAAUUUUUGACACGGGCGUUCGAGGGGUUAAGAGCCCAUCAAAGUGCUCACUAGCGCCACUGCUAAAUAAUUGUAAUCAUUAAAAUUUAACGAUAGAUAUUUAAAAUUGUAUUUAAGUACCUUUUGAAUACAUCAAACUAGUUUUUAUGAACUCAAAACAAAAACGGCCGUUUUAACUUUGGACGCAUAUAUUGACGAAUCCAGCAACGUAAAAACUAUUAUAGUGUAUUCAAAAGGUACUUAAAUACAAAACACAGUACAUAGCGGCCCCCUUUUUUAAAUAUCUAUCGUUAAAUUUAAAUAAUCACAAUUAUUUUGCAGUGGCGCUAGUGAGCACGUUGAUGGGCUCUUAAACGUACCUAAUUUAAAAUCUAUAGCUCAAAUAAUGGGUCACUCAUGUAUUAUAGUUGUGCUCUCGAUGGUUGAUGAUUCUUGCAUCGGAUCAAACUGCGUUAAUAAUUAAAAACACGUCCUCAUCAUUAC